CGGUAAUCCAGAAGAAGUUUCCCCUCAGUUAGGGGGGAGCUCCACUUUGAAGCAGGAGACUCCACAACCACCCUGCAUUAAAAAGGAAGAGGAGGAACUCUGCAUCACUCAGGAGGGAGAGUGUCUUCUAGGACGAGAGGAAGCUGAUUACACCAAGUUUCCACUGAGUAUUCUCUCUGUGAAGACUGAAGAUGAUGAAGAGAAACCAAAAGUAGACAACCUCUUAGCUCCACUAUCAGAUAGUGAGGCUGAAGACGAGAUUGAAGUAACUUUGAGCAGCGAUACAGACUGUGAAGGUGAUAUGAGGACUCACACUGACAACAAACACUCUGAAUGCUCUACAAAGAAGAGAGGUAAAACAUGUUUGAGCUGCUCAGUUUGUGCUGAAAGUUUUACUAAAAAGAGCAGUUUGACUCUACACAUGAGAACACACACAGGUGAAAAACCCUUUAAUUGUUCAGUUUGUGGCAACAGCUUUUCUGGAAAUGGCUCAUUGACUCAACACAUGAGAACACACACAGGUGAAAAAACAUUUAAGUGUUCAGUUUGUGGCAACAGCUUUUCUCAAAAUAGAAAGUUGACUCGACACAUGAGAACACACACAGGUAAAAAACCCUUUAAUUGUUCAGUUUGUGACAAAAGCUUUUUUAAUAAGAGCAUUUUGACUCAACACAUGAGAACACACACAGGUGAAAAACCCUUCAAUUGUUCAGUUUGUGGCAAAAGCUUUUCUCAAAAUAGCAUCUUGACUCAACACAUGAGAACACACACAGGUGAAAAAACAUUUAAGUGUUCAGUUUGUGGCAAACGCUUUUUUAAUAAGAGCAUUUUGACUCAACACAUGAGAACACACACAGGUGAAAAACCCUUUAAUUGUUCAGUUUGUGGCAACAGCUUUUCUAUUAAGAGCAUUUUGACUCGACACAUGAGAACACACACAGGUGAAAAAACAUUAAAGUGUUCAGUUUGUGGCAAAAGCUUUUAUUUUAAGAGCAUUUUGACUAAACACAUGAGAACACACACAGGUGAAAAACCCUUCAAUUGUUCAGUUUGUGGCAAAAGCUUUUCUCAAAAUAGCAAUUUGACUCAACACAUGAGAACGCACACAGGUGAAAAAACAUUUAAGUGUUCAGUUUGUGGCAAACGCUUUUUUAAUAAGAGCAUUUUGACUCAACACAUGAGAACACACACAGGUGAAAAACCCUUUAAUUGUUCAGUUUGUGGCAACAGCUUUUCUAUUAAGAGCAUUUUGACUCGACACAUGAGAACACACACAGGUGAAAAAACAUUAAAGUGUUCAGUUUGUGGCAAAAGCUUUUAUUUUAAGAGCAUUUUGACUAAACACAUGAGAACACACACAGGUGAAAAACCAUUUAGUUGUUCAGUUUGUGGCAAAAGCUUUUCUAUUAAGAGCAAUUUGACUCCACACAUGAGAACACACACAGGUGAAAAAACAUUUAAGUGUUCAGUUUGUAGCAAAAGCUUUUCUUUUAAGAGCAGUUUGACUAAACACAUGAGAACACACACAGGUGAAAAACCCUUUAAUUGUUCAGUUUGUGGCAACAGCUUUUCCCAAAAUAGCCAUUUGACUAAACACAUGACAACACACACUGGUGAAAAACCCUUUAAGUGUUCAGUUUGUGGCAAAAGCUUUUCUAUUAAGAGCAGUUUGACUAAACACAUGAGGACACACACAGGUGAAAAACCCUUUAAUUGUUCAGUUUGUGGCAACAGCUUUUCUCAAAAUAGCCAUUUGACUCGACACAUGAGAACACACACAGGUGAAAAAACAUUUAAGUGUUCAGUUUGUGGCAAAAGCUUUCCUCAUAAGAACUCUUUGUGGCGACACAUGAGAACACACGCUGGAGAAAAACCAUUUAGUUGUUCAGUGUGCUGUAAAAGGUUCCCACAUAAUGCAGACGCAGUAAAACACAUAAGAACAGCACUCGGGAUCUUCCCGCGACUCCGCAGGAGCGAGAAUAGCACCGCCCUCUCAGGCGGCACGGACCUCUGGCGCGUACGCAAACGAGCGCUCCCUCUCAAUCGCUUGUGGACCAGCGAGGUCCAGCAGCUGAUCGGUAAUCCAGAAGAAGUUUCCCCUCAAUUAGGGGGGAGCUCCACUUUGAAGCAGGAGACUCCACAACCACCCUGCAUUAAAAAGGAAGAGGAGGAACUCUGCAUCACUCAGGAGGGAGAGUGUCUUCUAGGACGAGAGGAAGCUGAUUACACCAAGUUUCCACUGAGUAUUCUCUCUGUGAAGACUGAAGAUGAUGAAGAGAAACCACAAGUAGACAACCUCUUAGCUCCACUAUCAGAUAGUGAGGCUGAAGACGAGGUUGAAGAACCUUUGAGCAGCGAUAAAGACUGUGAAGGUGAUAUGAGGACUCACACUGACAACAAACACUCUGAAUGCUCUACAAAGAAGAGAGGUAAAACAUGUUUGAGCUGCUCAGUUUGUGCUAAAAGCUUUACUAAAAAGAGCCGUUUGACUCGACACAUGAGAACACACACAGGUGAAAAACCCUUUAAUUGUUCAGUUUGUGGCAAAAGCUUUUCUCAAAAUGGCUCUUUGACUCAACACAUGAGAACACACGCAGGUGAAAAAACCUUUAAUUGUUCAGUUUGUGGCAAAAGCUUUUCUCAAAAUGGCAAUUUGACUCGACACAUGACAACACACACAGGUGAAAAACCAUUUAAAUGUUCAGUUUGUGGCAAAAGCGUUUCUUUUAAGAGCAGUUUGACUAAACACAUGACAACACACACUGGUGAAAAACCCUUUAAGUGUUCAGUUUGUGGCAAAAGCUUUUCUAUUAAGAGCAUUUUGACUCAACACAUGAGAACACACACAGGUGAAAAACCCUUUAAGUGUUCAGUUUGUGGCAAAAGCGUUUCUUUUAAGAGCACUUUGACUAAACACAUGAGAACACACACUUGUGAAAAACCCUUUAAUUGUUCAGUUUGUGGCAACAGCUUUUGUCAUAACAGCUCUUUGUGGCGACACAUGAGAACACACGCUGGAGAAAAACCAUUUAGUUGUUCUGUGUGUUGUAGAAGGUUCCCACAUAAAGCAGAUGCAGUAAAACACAUAAGAACACACAAGGGAAAAUAACCUAUUAGCUGUUUAGUUUGUGGUAUGUUGCUCAUAUGUGGUGACAUCCACCCUACCCAGGACCUCCUCACUGCUUCUUUCACAAAUAUCUGAGGUAUUCAUACAAACUUGGAUUAUUUGGAGCAUAAUCUUAUCUACUCAUGACCCCAUGUCUUGUCUGUAUCUGAAACCUUCCUGAACAGUAAGAUAGAUGAUGCUUCAAGUGCUUGGUUACUCCUUCUUCAGUCCUGGGGCCUCAUGUGUCAAGUUUGUGCACGCUCAAAAACCUGCACUACACCCUUUUUCACUGCAAAGUUGAGCUGUAUCAAAACUGACGUUGACGCAUAAGUGAUGCCGGGUAACUGUUUGCAUAACAAACUGCCAACUUUUACUCCUUAAACUGGUUGAUGUACAAAUCAGAGACUUAUGAACAAUCAACCCCCAACACCCACAACCCAACCCCCACCUCCCUCGACAUUCGGGCAUAACAGGUUCAAUCCGGCCCGCGAGAUGAGUUUGUGAAGUGUAAAAUUCAGCUGUAUUUUUAAUGAAAGAAACUGCUGUUCUAAAUGUGUCCACUGGAUGUCACAUUAGCAAUUCUGUUAGGCAAGCAAAUAGCAUAGCAAGUAUACCAAGCAAGAGGUAGACGGUAAAGCGGGGCUGUGACUCCUCCCCCUCCACCCAACGUAAAACAGGAGUAAAAUAAGCAAUCAGUAACCCCACUUAAAAUGCAGCAUGAGACACUGCACACUGAUAUAGUUCUGUGAAAAUGAUUGUCUUCUGUGCAAAUGUAAAGAAAGUGAACAG
Entelurus aequoreus (snake pipefish) is the source of this 3895-nucleotide messenger RNA. RefSeq names its product zinc finger protein 271-like. Gene Ontology annotation, cellular component: nucleus. Lineage: Eukaryota; Metazoa; Chordata; Actinopteri; Syngnathiformes; Syngnathidae. The transcript has 3 exons. The record is from RefSeq and is a predicted model, not a curated record. The coding region runs from base 302 to 3109 and encodes 935 amino acids.